CAUGGAUGAAUCAAGGAGAAUUGUCAUCCUGGGAAAAACUGGAGCAGGGAAAAGCAGCCUGGCUAACACCUUACUUGGAGAGGAUUUGUUCAAGGUCAACCAUACUGCAAUAUCUGAAACAAGUGAAUGUCAAGCAGAAACCGAAUCUGUCAAGGCAAGAAAAUUAACUUUGAUCGACACACCAGGUUUCUUUGACACCAACACACCUGAAGAACAACUGAAGCCUGAGAUACUGAGGUGUAUCACAGAGUGCGCUCCUGGGCCUCAUGCUUUUCUCAUUUUGUUGAAAGUGGAGAAAUUCGGUGAACACGAGCAGGCUGUCAUCGAUAAGAUUAUAGGAUACUUGUCUGAAGAAGCCUUCAGAUAUGCAACAGUUGUCUUCACUCAUGGUGAUCAGCUCCAAGAGAAACAGACAAUUGAAGAUUUCAUCCAUGAGCAUGAGAUUCUGAGAGAUCUGGUGCAGAAGUGCGGCGGCCGCUGUGUUGUCAUCGAUAACAAGUACUGGAACAAAAAGGAUAAAUACAGGAGCAACGAGGUCCAGGUAGAGAAGCUGCUCAAGAUGAUAGACAAGAUGAUCAAGGACAACAAAAGUGGCUGCUACACUAAUGAGACGCUACAAGCAGUGGAGAAAAAGAUACAACAAGAGAUGAAAAUCAUUAAGCAGUCAUCAGGAAGCAUGCCGAAGAUUCGCGAUGCCGAAUAG
This is a messenger RNA of Notolabrus celidotus (New Zealand spotty), 703 nucleotides long. Its product is annotated as GTPase IMAP family member 7-like. Lineage: Eukaryota; Metazoa; Chordata; Actinopteri; Labriformes; Labridae. The record is from RefSeq and is a predicted model, not a curated record. Bases 2 to 703 code for a protein of 233 amino acids. Gene Ontology annotation, molecular function: GTP binding. The transcript has 3 exons.